Diorhabda sublineata is the source of this 936-nucleotide messenger RNA. RefSeq lists its product as uncharacterized. Lineage: Eukaryota; Metazoa; Arthropoda; Insecta; Coleoptera; Chrysomelidae. The transcript has 7 exons. The record is from RefSeq and is a predicted model, not a curated record. The coding region runs from base 1 to 936 and encodes 311 amino acids.
AUGAGACCUUUUGUGUUAUUGUCUACUUUAGUGGCACUGGCCAGUGCCAGACCUGAAGCAGGAUACAGCUACAGCGCCCCAUCUAACUCAUACGGAGCUCCAUCUGGUAGCGGUGGAGGCAUCGGAGGUGGAUUAGGAGGAGGACACGGUAGUUUUGGAGGUAGCGCAGGUCUCAUUGAAGCAGGUGGUCACGGCGGCAGUAUUGGAGGAGGCAGUGGAUUAGGAGGUGGAUUCAGUAGCGGAUUCGGAGGUAGUAUCGGCGGUGGAUCUGGAAGAUUCGGAGGUGGUUUCGGCGAUGGUGCUGGUAGCGGAUUCGGUGGUGGAUUCGGAGGUGGUACUACCACCGUCCAAAAACAUAUUUACGUUCACGUACCCCCACCAGAACCUGAAGAAUUCAAACCACAAAGACCAAUCCCUGUUCCUCAAGCUCAAAAACACUACAAAAUCAUCUUCAUCAAGGCACCAAGUGCACCUGCUCCAACUGCUCCAGUAAUUCCAGUCCAACCACAAAACGAAGAAAAGACUUUGGUCUACGUUUUGGUUAAAAAACCAGAAGAAGCUCCAGAAAUUACCAUCCCAACUGCAGCACCAACUCAACCCAGCAAACCUGAAGUAUACUUCAUCAAAUACAAGACACAAAAAACAGCUGAUGGUGGCUCUGGAUUCGGAGGUGGUAUUGGAGGAGGAAUCGGAGGUGGUAUUGAAGGAGGAAUCGGAGGUGGUAUUGGAGGAGGAAUCGGAGGUGGUAUUGGAGGAGGAAUCGGAGGUGGUAUUGGAGGUGAUCUUGGAAGCGGAGAUGGACUCGGAGGUGGUCAUGGUUCCGGUAUUGGAGGUGGUCUUGGAUCAGGAAUCGGAGGUGGACACGGAAGUAUUGGUGGAUCAAGUGGUGGUGUUUCUACCAGCUAUGGACCACCUGGUAAAUCCGGAUCUUACUAA